CUCGCGAGCAUGGAGUUUUACCCAGAAAUCAAACAAGAGCCCGACACGUCGCCCCUGGUCAUCGACGAGGCGCCGCGAUGGGAGGAGGAAAAGGACGAGGACCAGAACUACUCGCCCCAACUCAUGGACCUGAGCACCAAAAAGCAGCAGCAGGACAACAACAACUAUUUCUUUUACGGCGCCGCUACGCAUCCCGAGUCGCAGCACUGCUUCUACGAAUAUCCACCGCCGCACACCGACUACUAUCAACCUUUGAGUUACGAUGAAACUGUGGACAUUGUCAGCGAUGCGGAUGACCAAAAGGACCCAUUAUCGUUGAAAUCAAAACGAGCGCGCAGAAAAUCGAGCGCCAUCCGCACAGGCCCCGAGCUGGAAAGCAGCAGGGCCGUUGCCAACCACAGGGAGCGCCAACGCACCAAGUACCUGAACACGGUGCUCGAGGAUUUGCGCAGGAUUGUGCCGAGCCUGCCGUCGGACAAACUGUCCAAGAAGCAAAUCCUGAUGCUCGCAGCGCAGUACAUCGAGUUCCUGAGUCAGGUGGUUCAGUGCAACCAGCCCUUUCGCGGGCCCAUUUCGCGCCCCUCCAGUCCGUACAAGAUCAGGGAAGAGCUGGGCUACUGCUUCAGGGUGUGGCGAAUGCAAACCGAGUACCACGGAGUUGACAGCCCGCAGUGACACAUUUUCAGGAUCAAGAAGCGGUAGCAUCCAGGGAUGGUGCUCUGAUUUUUUUCCAACACUUCAAAAUGAAGUAAUGUGAUUUUGUAAAUAAAGUAUUUUGUACGAUUUUUUACGCAUCUCGAUUCUCAAUUCACACAAAAAUGUCCGACAGGAUGUUUUUUACUUCGAUGCCCAUAGUGUUUUUCUGCUCCUGAGUGAACGCCGAGGUCUGCGGAUUCCGCGUGGGUCCCAUUUCAAUAGUCGCACACGCAUUCAUGGCAGCCUU
Messenger RNA from Neocloeon triangulifer, 943 nucleotides. RefSeq names its product twist-related protein-like. NCBI's taxonomy places the organism in Eukaryota, Metazoa, Arthropoda, Insecta, Ephemeroptera, Baetidae. The transcript has 3 exons. Gene Ontology annotation, molecular function: DNA-binding transcription factor activity, RNA polymerase II-specific; protein dimerization activity; RNA polymerase II transcription regulatory region sequence-specific DNA binding. Gene Ontology annotation, biological process: regulation of transcription by RNA polymerase II; developmental process. Bases 10 to 675 code for a protein of 221 amino acids. The record is from RefSeq and is a predicted model, not a curated record.